CGUGUCGGCAAAAUAUUAAUUUGUGUCAAUACCGAUUAUCACAAAUUACAUUUUCCUCCGUAGAUUGCGCAUGAAACAUCAACUGGACUAAGAAUGGCGCGUUCAGGCGUGUUUGUGUGCUUAUUCCUUGCCGCAUUCGUCGGAGAAUUUUGCCUUGGUCAUGAGGAAGAGGUAGCUAAAUGCAUCGAUGGCCCUUAUCAUAAAGAGAAACCGUCUCCUGAAGGGCCGGACUAUGUUGAAUGUCAACCUUGGAAGGAAAGAACGUGCUGUACUGCAGGCUUCACUGCUCAACUUGAGAAAAGUAAUGUGGAAGUUUUGUAUAAUUUUUCAUGGCACCACUGUGGUAAUCUCUCUAAGGAGUGUGAGCGGUACAUAAAAAACGAAGAGUGUUUCUAUUCGUGUGAACCCAGCCUUAUCAAAUGGCAUACCUCUGGUGGAGGCGUGAAACGGGUUCCAAUAUGUGCUGACUAUUGUGAUAAAUGGUACGAUGCCUGCAAAAACGAUAUGACUUGCGCUGAAGAUUGGCUGGCGGAUUUCAACUUUACUUUAAGCCAGUACUCCUGCCGAACUGAUUCCAAAUGUCUCAGAUUUAGCGAGCUGUAUAAAGACGGAGAAGGAUUAUGUAACAAAAUGUGGGGACAAUCAUUUACGUACGAAAAGAGCAACAAUUGUAUGGUGAUGUGGUUCGAUGGCAAGAACCCAAACGAAAAGGUCACGCCUGAUACGACCGGUGCCGCAGUAACAAGCUACCAGUCUAAGUUCAUCAAUAUAGCUUUGGCUCUAAGCUUAAUUAAAUUACUAUGUUAAGUUUUCUACUACCAGUGAUAAACAUGGUAUACUUGUGUGUUUUCCGAACUGUAAGUCCAUCCCACUGUAUGUCGAUCACACAAGCUGUAGAACCUGGCGUACAAUUGUUUAAUUUUUGUGUAAUUUCUAUUCUGUUAAUCCUACUUCUACUUUCAUAUUGCGUAAUUUAUGAAAUAACUUAAUUUUAUUUUUUAAAAUUUGUUUAAAAUUUUUAAAAUUUUUUAAUUUUAAUUGUAAUUGAUGUAAUUUAACAGGGAAGAGCCACCUGUUUUAUCUGUUAAUAAACC
Molecule: messenger RNA, 1094 nt
Organism: Pocillopora verrucosa
Lineage: Eukaryota; Metazoa; Cnidaria; Anthozoa; Scleractinia; Pocilloporidae
Product: riboflavin-binding protein
Cellular component (GO): external side of plasma membrane
Molecular function (GO): riboflavin binding; riboflavin transmembrane transporter activity; signaling receptor activity
Source: RefSeq, a predicted model, not a curated record